AUGGCCGCCUCCACCAUGUCUGUCUGCUCUGACGCUUGCACUAACUCCUCCUGGCAGGUGGAUGACUGCCCAGAGAGUUGCUGUGAGCCCAGCUGCUGCCAGCCCAGCUGUUGUGUCCCCAGCUGCUGCCAACCUAGCUGCUGUGCCCCAGCCCCCUGCGUUACUCUUGUCUGCACCCCAGUGAGCUGUGGGUCCAGCCCCUGCUGCCAGUCUUCCUGUGCACCAUGCUGCCAGCAGUCUAGCUGCCAGCCAGCUUGCUGCCCCUGCUCCCCCUGCCAACAGCUCUGCUGUGUGCCUGUCUGCUGCAAGCCUGUCUGCUGCACACCCAUUUGCUGUGGGUCCUCAUGCUGCCAGCAGUCUAGCUGCCAGCCUUCAUGCUGCACCUCCUCACCCUGUUGUAUGACUCUUUGCUGCAAGCCUCCCUGCUGUGUGCCAGUUUGCUGCAAGCCUGUCUGCUGCACACCCAUCUGCUCUGGAUCCUCAUGCUGCCAGCAGUCUAGCUGCCAGCCCUCAUGCUGCACCUCCUCACCCUGCUGUCUGACUCUUUGCUGCAAGCCUGUCUGCUGCACACCCAUCUGCUCUGGGUCCUCCUCAUGCUGCCAGCAGUCUAGCUGCCAGCCCUCAUGCUGCCAGCCAUCCUGCUGUGUGCCUGUCUGCUGCAAGCCUGUCUGCUGCAAGCCCUGCUCCAGCGUGUCCCUGCUCUGCCGCCCUGUGUGCAGACCCGCCUGCUGUGUGCCCACCUCCUCCUGCUGGGCCUCCUCCUGCCAGCCCAGCUGCUGCAAGCCCUGCUCCAGCAUGUCCCUGCUCUGCCGCCCUGCCUGCUCCAGCCAGGCCUGCUGUGGCCUCUCCUCAGGCCAGAAGUCCAGCUGCUGA
Messenger RNA from Cricetulus griseus (Chinese hamster), 873 nucleotides. The record is from RefSeq and is a predicted model, not a curated record. Lineage: Eukaryota; Metazoa; Chordata; Mammalia; Rodentia; Cricetidae.